Molecule: messenger RNA, 1614 nt
Organism: Cavenderia fasciculata
Lineage: Eukaryota; Evosea; Eumycetozoa; Acytosteliales; Cavenderiaceae
Exons: 2
Coding region: 1-1614 (537 amino acids)
Biological process (GO): protein ubiquitination; negative regulation of organ growth
Molecular function (GO): ubiquitin-protein transferase activity
Source: RefSeq, a predicted model, not a curated record
AUGACUACUAGACACUCCUCAAAUAGAAAUGGACAAUGGAACGAAUUCCUUAGUGAACAUAUGGCGCUUCAUUCACUCCAGAUACAGCAGCACCACAACCUCAUCAACAAUAUAGACAGCGGUAGUGGUGGUGGUGGUGGAGGAGGAGGCGGCGGCGCAGCAGGUAACACCAGCAGCAAUAAUAGCAGCAACAAUGGUGGGAAUAAUAAUCAUCAUCCUCGGUUUGGAGAACAACAUCAACAACAACAACAACAACCACCACCACCACCACCUCAAAUUUCACUAGUACAGCACUUGCAAAUGCACAACCAGCAUGUCUCGGAUCUUCACAACCAUACCCAACAACAAACGUUCCACCAUCACCAUCAUCAUCACCACCAUCACCAUCAUCACCAUUAUCCUCAGCAACAACAACAACCAGCUGCAUCUGCUGCCUCGUCUUCAACUGCAAGUAACAACAACAAUCACAAUGAAGCGCCUGUCAAUCCUACAUCAUCUGGAAAUAAUAAUAAUAAUGGAACCAACACCAAUCCUCGAGGAUCUAAUGGAAAUAUACAUUUCAAUUCACAACAUCAUCAUCAUCAUCAACAACCACCUCCUCCUCAACAACAACAACCUGCUAAUGCUUCUUCUUCAUCUUCUACGUCCUCUCCUUACCAAUCCCAUUAUUUCCAACCACCUCCUCCUCAGUUCCAACAACAACAACAGCAGCAGCAACAACAACAACAGGCACAAAACAACACAUCAACCACGCAAAAUUACUAUCCUCCUUAUAUGUCGCGACAACAACAAAAUUAUCAAACAAAUAAUGGAUCGCAACAACAACAACAACAAGGUGCGCCUCAACAACAACAAAGUUACCACCAUCAACAACAACCACAACAACUUUUCCUACAGUACCAUCAACGAGUACAACAGAUGCAUCAACAACAGCACCGACAGCUACACCAAAUGCACCAACAACAACAACAACAACAACAACAGAGAGACAUGCCACGAAGGUACUUGGGUGCUGGAAAUGACUUUGAUGAUCAUUCCAAUAGCAUCUAUUUACCGUAUGGUUUAGAAGGACACAAUGUCCCAUACGACGAUGCAGUGUCCAAUCACAACAACACCUAUGAAUUCUAUUCACAACUACAAAACGUUCCCAAAGGAGUACCCACUCAUAUCUUGAAACUAUUAACAAAAAAGAAAAAUGAGCUCAAAGAUGAUGAUCCAAAUCAAAAGACUUGUGGUAUUUGUUUAGAGACAAUUGGAAAUGAAACAGUUAUUGUCCUCCCUUGUAAUCAUGAAUACCAUCCAGAGGAGAUACUUAGAUGGUUUGAAGAACAAAAUACUUGUCCAGCGUGUAGAACAUCUGUUUUGGAUGCAUUUCCAAAUUACAGCAACACCAACAACACCAACAGGGAUAAUCAUCAACAACAUCAACAACAACAACAACAACAACAACGUCAUCAUCAUGGAAACAACAACAUCAACUAUGAUACUAUCGACACGGAUGACGAUGAUGAAGAGGAAGAAGAUGAAGUUGAAGAAGAUGAAGAAGAGGAAGAAGAAGAAGAAGAUGACGAUGAAGAUGAACCAAUGAUUGAAUACUAUGAAGAGGAGAACUAA